Penicillium nucicola is the source of this 1095-nucleotide messenger RNA. RefSeq names its product cyclin-dependent serine/threonine-protein kinase phoA. Gene Ontology annotation, biological process: protein phosphorylation. The transcript is spliced from 3 exons. Gene Ontology annotation, molecular function: ATP binding; cyclin-dependent protein serine/threonine kinase activity. The record is from RefSeq and is a predicted model, not a curated record. Lineage: Eukaryota; Fungi; Ascomycota; Eurotiomycetes; Eurotiales; Aspergillaceae. Bases 1 to 1095 code for a protein of 364 amino acids. Gene Ontology annotation, cellular component: cytoplasm; nucleus.
AUGGAUCGGCUUAGGGAUCCUGCACAUCCUUUUAAGAUCGCCUCCAGUCUUGUCUCCCCAGGCUCUUUUCUUUUCCAUUCUAAACCCAAACCAGGGCCGUCGGCUCCCAUUCCACAAGUCAUGGAUAAGUCCCAGCAGCCCAGUUCCUUCCAGCAGCUGGAGAAGCUCGGUGAAGGAACCUAUGCUACCGUCUUCAAAGGUCGCAACCGCCAGACUGGAGAGAUGGUGGCGCUGAAGGAAAUCCAUCUCGAUUCGGAGGAAGGGACUCCUUCCACCGCUAUUCGUGAGAUUUCCUUGAUGAAGGAAUUGAAGCACGAGAGUAUUGUUUCGCUAUACGAUGUCAUCCACACCGAGAACAAACUCAUGCUCGUCUUCGAGUUCAUGGAUCGAGACCUGAAAAAGUAUAUGGACACUCGCGGUGACCGCGGCCAACUGGACCCUGCCACCGUCAAGUCCUUUAUGCACCAGCUUCUCAAGGGUAUCGCCUUCUGCCACGACAACCGGGUGCUUCACCGCGAUCUCAAGCCACAGAACCUCCUCAUCAAUAAGAAGGGACAACUCAAGCUGGGUGACUUUGGUCUAGCCCGCGCUUUCGGUAUCCCAGUCAACACCUUCUCCAACGAGGUCGUUACUCUGUGGUAUCGGGCACCGGAUGUCCUCCUCGGUAGUCGCACCUACAACACCAGCAUCGAUAUCUGGUCCGCCGGAUGUAUCAUGGCCGAAAUGUACACGGGUCGGCCCCUCUUCCCCGGCACAACCAACGAGGAUCAACUGACCAAGAUCUUCCGUCUGAUGGGUACACCAUCUGAGCGCACAUGGCCUAACAUCUCGCAACUCCCGGAAUACAAGCCCAACUUCCACAUCUACGCAACGCAGGACCUGUCCUUGAUCGUCCCUCAAAUGGACCAUAUUGGCAUGGAUCUGUUGAACCGCAUGCUCCAACUUCGUCCGGAGAUGCGUAUCAGCGCCACUGAGGCUCUGCAGCAUCCGUGGUUCCACGAUCUGCCCCAGAUCCAGGCUAAAUUGCAGCAACAGCAACAGCAGCAGCAGAUGGCUGGGUAUGGAGGCAUUGUCCCUCCCCAGCCUGCGUAUUAA